Leptidea sinapis is the source of this 817-nucleotide messenger RNA. Its product is annotated as electron transfer flavoprotein beta subunit lysine methyltransferase-like. The transcript has 5 exons. Gene Ontology annotation, molecular function: protein-lysine N-methyltransferase activity. Gene Ontology annotation, biological process: peptidyl-lysine trimethylation. Gene Ontology annotation, cellular component: mitochondrial matrix. Lineage: Eukaryota; Metazoa; Arthropoda; Insecta; Lepidoptera; Pieridae. Bases 138 to 806 code for a protein of 222 amino acids. The record is from RefSeq and is a predicted model, not a curated record.
UUUAUCAAUGUGUGUGUAGUGUGUAGCGCGUGGCCAUUUUAUGAACGAAAUUCCGUGAAAUUUGCAACUGAAUCUGUAUGUAGUUGUGUUUUAUCGUUGUGUUGCUGUGUGAGGAAUUUUUCAGUGCGUGUUUCAACAUGUCCAAGUUACAGAUGUUGAAUGAAUUUAGAGCACUGUUCAUGAAGCACACCGUUGUCACUCGAAAUCACCUCACUCCGGAGCUAGCACUGCGACUAAUCACCUCUGCGUCGCCUCUGUGGUCAUCACCUGCGGAGAAUUCACCCUUCGUGGACCCUUACUGGGCCUUCUAUUGGCCGGGAGGACAGGCGGUUGCUAGGUACAUAUUAGACAACGCCGAAGCGGUGCUUCAUCGUAAUGUCUUAGACAUAGGUUGCGGCUGUGGAGCCGGCGCCAUUGCCGCGGCUCUCAAGGAAGCAAAACUUGUUGUUGCUAACGAUAUUGAUAUCUACGCAGUAGAAGCGACAAGAAUGAAUGCCGAUUUGAAUAAAAUAGUUAAUAUUCAAACUUCUACAAAUAACUACAUUGGAACAAAAUGUGAACAAUUUGAUACAAUACUCAUUGGAGACAUGUUCUAUGAUGAAGAAUUUGGUCAAUAUUUGUUCAACUGGCUCAGUGAAAUGACUAGACAUAGGAAAACCAUAUUGAUCGGCGACCCUGGAAGACAUGGGCUGACGGAUGCCAGACGCCGCCAGAUGGCGCUGCUCGCCACAUAUCAACUAACGAAUGAGACACGACGCGAGAAUCACGGGUUUUCACAAACAACUGUUUGGAGGUUGAAAGAAUAAAACACAUUUUU